Messenger RNA from Podarcis lilfordi (Lilford's wall lizard), 6992 nucleotides. The record is from the annotation of a GenBank genome assembly. NCBI's taxonomy places the organism in Eukaryota, Metazoa, Chordata, Lepidosauria, Squamata, Lacertidae.
AAGGUCCAGAUCCUGAUGUCUCCGAUCUCCUGCUUCCACUGUGUCCUCCUGGGUCUCCUGGCCACCGGUUUCUUCCCGCGAGGUGAGUCCCCCUUUCUAAAGCCCUCAGAAUCCAGCCCAUGCUACACAAAGCAAACAAAUCACAAAUUUGAAGAGCUCAGAGGGAACCCCCAGCGGUCAUCUAGCCCAACCCCCCUGAAAUACAGGAACCGCAGCUAAAUAAUCCCUGAGAGAAGGCUAUCCAGACAUGGGAACCAUCAGUCUCCCCAGGAUUCGAGUUCCAUUUACUGGUCCAGGACUAGCACAGCUUCUCCUGAGAUCCCUGCACUGCCCGGGGUUGUGCUAGAUGACCUUUGGGGGUCCUUUCAAAUUCAUUCCUGACUCAUGUGUAAUAGAGACAUGGAGCUGGGUAUUGCCAGCAUACUGUAAGCUGUCCCAUUCCUCUGGGGGGUGUCCCUUCUGUGGGCACCGUUUGGGUCGGGGAAUAUAUAUAUAUAUAUAUAUAUAUAUAUAUAUAUAUAUAUAUAUAUAAUGUUUAUUUAAACAUACCAUUUUCAACAGUAAUUAAACAUAUUUUUACAUCUUACUCAAUAUUUUUGACUUCCAUCAGUCCUGUCUGAAAACUUUCCAAUCUAAUCUCUUAGUAUACAUUUCUUAUUUUCCCUGUUGCGUUUAAAACUCAUAACCAAUAUCUCUGUUCUUUAUCUGCUUUGCAGCACUUCAUAUAUUCUUCCUUACAAAACUUCUUGUGGUCCUACUACCGUAAUUUGUUGGCUACAAUUGCUUUUCAAAUAGUUCAUCUACUUCUUCCAAUCUUCUGUAAGUCUCUGGUCCCGCAGGUUUCGAAUCCUUCCUGUCCUUUUGUCCAAUUCUGCAUAGUCCAUUGUUUUUGUCUGCCAUUCUUCAGUUCGGGGAAACUAUUUCCACCCCUCUCGCUCCAGUAUUGUGUCCCUGACUAUGUUUCUGUGCCCCACAUACAGGCACCGAGGCGCUUGAGUGUCCCACCGGCUGGCUGCUGCACGGAGCCUACUGCUAUGGAGUCUUCGGCAGUAAAUUAUCCUGGAAAGAGGCUGAUGUAAGAGGGAUGUUAUUGUUGCUUGGAAGGCACCGAAACUCGUCUCGAGAGAUGCUUGCGAGCAGAAAAGGGUCAGGCAGGAGGAGCUGCGUCAAGCAAAGGCCUUAGUUAGAAACACAGUGGCCUUAUGAUGGCCACAUGGUCUAUGGUUUGCUCCAAGGCAGCGUCCACAGCCCUCCCUGCCCUAUUUCAUCCUCGCAACCAGUGCCGUCUUUCCCAUACAGCUUAGUGGUUUGUUGCACCAGGGCGAUGGCCUCUCAAGGGCGCCCAGCGAGUAGGGGAGCUGCGUGGCUUUGCCGGUGGCCUCCCCUUUCCCCGAACGCCCGCCAGCAGCUCCCCGUCAAACAUAUGGCUGGCAGGCACGCAGCUUCCUUCCCAAGCCUCCGUGGGAGGAGGGCGAUUUUGGCAGAGGCUUGGGGAAAGGUUGACAACUCUGGGAAAUGGAGGGGGGGCACCGGAGGAAUCUUUGCACCACGGUCGUUCAGCCCAGACACUGAGGUCCAGCUCCGAGGGCCUUCUGGCGGUUCCCUCACUGUGAGAUUACAGGGAACCAGGCAGAGGGCCUUCUCGGUGGUGGUGCCCACCCUGUGGAAUGCCCUCGUAUCAGAUGUCAAGAAAAUAAACAACUACAGAGGUACCUCGGGUUACAGAUGCUUCAGGUUACAGACUCUGCUAACCCAGAAAUAUUACGUCGGGUUAAGAACUUUGCUUCAGGGUGAGAACAGAAAUCGUGCGGUGGCAGCAGGAGGCCCCAUUAGCUAAAGUGGUACCUCAGGUUAAGAACAGUUUCAGGUUAAGUUAGGGCAGGGCAGGGUUGAGACUAGAAGAUGACCAGGUGAAAUCCACUUGGCGGCUUCCCAUUAAACACCGAAGCUCCGUCCCUUCCUCCUAGAACAUGGGUUGGUAAACUAAGGGCCAUGCGCCGGAUCAGGAACAAUUGCCUUCUGAAUCUGGCCUGUGGACGGUCCAGGAAUUGCCGCGUGGAUCGCCAGCACAUGCGUUCUUUCCCUCUCCCUCCCUCCCUCUCCCAUGAUGGCGGCGGCGCCUCCUCCUCCCCCCCGGCUUCUCCCCGCCCUGCCUAGAGGAGGAAGGGGGCUGCGCUUUGUUGGUGCCAGCAGCAGCAGCCCUCAGGCAGCCGCCAUUUUAAGCAGCCCCUCUCCGGAGCCCUUUUGUGCGCUGCUCAGCGUCCCUCCACCACCACCGCCAGCCCCUGCCGCUCGCAAGACACAGGUAAGCAGCCACUGGGGCUCAUUGUGCUCUCGCAUCAUUCCCCCCCCCCCAAAAAAAUAUAGUCCAGGCCCCCACAGGGUCUGAGCGACAGUGGAGCGGCCCUCUGCUGGAAAAGUUUGCUGACCCCUGUCCUAAAAGGUAAAGGGACCCCUGACCAUUAGGUCUGGUCGUGGCUGACUCUGGUGUUAUGGUGCUCAUCUCGCUUUAUUGGCCGAGGGAGCCAGCGUACAGCUUCCGAGUCAUGUGGCCAGCAUGACUAAGCUGCUUCUGGUGAACCAGAGCAGCGCACGGAAACGCCGUUUACCUUCCCAUCAGACCUAUUUAUCUACUUGCACUUUGAUGUGCUUUCGAACUGCGAGGUUGGCAGGAGCAGGGACCGAGCAACGGGAGCUCACCCCGUCACGGGGAUUCGAACCGCCGACCUUCUGAUCGGCAAGUCCUAGGCUCUGUGGUUUAACCCACAGCGCCACCCAUGUCCCCUUUUCCUUAGGACAUCCUUAUUUUCGUCAGAGAAAUGUUGGAGGGUAUGGAGUUAUGUGACACCCCCCCAAAGCCAAAGAGAUAAGUAGGUUGGGUAUAUUUAGCCUGGAAAAGCUGUUAAGCUUUUGUUUUGACAAAGUUUUUUUUAAGGAAAAUCACCCAAAAAAUCUACACGGGUCGCCCUAGGCCCUGGUUCCCCCCGACAUUUUAAAUGAUGUUCGGAAAUUCUGCCCUGGCACUAUUUCUGGCAGACGGAUCCUGAAUAUGUGUGGGAAAUCUGAGACAUAUGGCAGACCUACUUAAAAAAAAGAGCGGCGUGUGCCAUUCGUGGCUUCUUCAAGCGUGCAACAGUGAGCUACAAAUCCAAUAGUAAUGAGCCCUGCUUUUUCUCUGACCAAUUCAGGAGGACUGCAUGGCUUACAGCAAGCGAGGACGCCUGGCCUCCAUCCUCUCCUCGUCUCAGGGUGCGAUGAUCAGCAGCCACCUCCAGACCCUGGAGGACGAAGAGGAUUUUCCGACUGGUAUCUGGAUUGGAAUGCACGACCCCAACAAGGUGAACGUCCAAUCCCAGACCUGCAGACCCCUCUCUGCCAAAGCCCCACAGGGUAGAAGGUGUGGGUCAGAGAAGGCAGGAGCAGGGAGGUGCGAGAAAGCCAAAGAGGGGCACCAGGGAUAAUCAUCAUCAUCAUCAUUUAUUAUUUAUACCCCACCCAUCUGGCUAGGUUUCCCCAGCCCCUCUGGGCGGCUUCCAACAAAGUUUUUAAAUACAGUGGUCUGUUAAACAUUAAAAACUUCCCUAAGCAGGGCUGCCUUCAGAUGUCUUCUACAUAGAAUCAUAGAAUCAUAGAGUUGGAAGAGACCACAAGGGCCAUCGAGUCCAACCCCCUGCCAAGCAGGAAACACCAUCAGAGCACUCCUGACAUAUGGUUGUCAAGCCUCUGCUUAAAGACCUCCAAAGAAGGAGACUCCACCACACUCCUUGGCAGCAAAUUCCACUGUCGAACAGCUCUUACUGUCAGGAAGUUCUUCCUAAUGUUUAGGUGGAAUCUUCUUUCUUGGAGUUUGGAUCCAUUGCUCCGUGUCCGCUUCUCUGGAGCAGCAGAAAACAACCUUUCUCCCUCCUCUAUGUGACAUCCUUUUAUAUAUUUGAACAUGGCUAUCAUAUCACCCCUUAACCUCCUCUUCUCCAGGCUAAACAUGCCCAGCUCCCUUAGCCGUUCCUCAUAAGGCAUUGUUUCCAGGCCUUUGACCAUUUUGGUUGCCCUCCUCUGGACACGUUCCAGUUUGUCAGUGUCCUUCUUGAACUGUGGUGCCCAGAACUGGACACAGUACUCCAGGUCAGGUCUGACCAGAGCAGAAUACAGUGGCACUGCAUUUUGCUGCUGCAUUACGCUGUGGGCUCAUGUUAAGCUUGUGGUCCACCAAGACCCCCAGAUCCUUGCUGUGAGGAUUAAAGGGGGAUGAGAAUUAUAUAAGCAUCCUUCAGCUCCUUGGAGGAAUGGUGGCAUACAUAUUAAAUAAUAACAAUAAUAAUAAUAACAACAAUAAUAAUAUCUGUCAUCAUCUUUACAGAAGGGAUAUUGGAAAUGGGCAGAUCUUUCGAUACCGAACUAUUCACCUUGGAGUAAAGAGGAGGUUUUGCCUGAACCUGGUACCCCGACAAAAGGAGGCUGCGUCUACCUGUCUGCCAGAACAGGUGAGGAGGUGCUCAGGCAACCGGGAGUCAAGGAUCUCACCCCAGGGACAUGUGGGGAGCAGGUGUCCCACAAGCCCCCUUCACUCCUUUCUCAAUCAAAAGUCAAGUGUACCAACUCUGGCCAGUCUCAACAUUUUCUGCUGGCAAAGGGGGGAACUCAACUACGACCCCCGUGGCUCUGUGUGCGAAUCAGGCCAAAGUGGGACCAUCUAGUCCAUUGUCCAGAUUCCCCCAAAUUCACCUUCAUCCCCACAUUUCUACAGCAAUUUGCAAUGACCUUUUUUAAAAAAAAAUCCUCGUUAAAAUCUGCCAGUGUUUCACUGCACACUUCCCCCAAUAAACACAUAUCGGGGUGCAAGUUUUGACUAAGGCACAUAUUCCCCCCCCCCCCGCAAGCAACCUCCCCUAAUAUAAUGCACUUAUACUUUUCACCAACGCGUUGGCUUUUAUGCGCACUUGUGCAUUUUUGUAAAAUUUCCGGAUUGCCAGCUUCAGAUUGAAUGUGAUUUCCGAAGGAUAGCUGUGUUUUGGUUCUCGUAUAGCAUUGGAAAGUGAAAAUUCGAUAGCUUCGGUUUUAAACGUGAGCUGGAUCGAAUUUCUCCCUCGUCCCUAUCUAUAAGCACCAGCAAAGCUCUGUUCCUUGGGGCAGAUCAGUGCUUGGAAGGCGGGGAAAUUCUCCUCUACGUUUCCGAGCACAAUUCAAAGUGUUGGUGCUGACCUUGAAAGCCCUAAAUGGCCUCGGUCCUGUAUACCUGAAGGAGCAUCUCCACCCCAUCGUUCAGCCUGGACACUGAGGUCCAGCUCCGAGGGCCUUCUGGCGGUUCGUUCGCUGUGAGAAGCCAAGUUACAGGAAACCAGGCAGAGGGCCUUCUCCGUGGUGGCACCCGCCCUGUGGAACGCCCUCCCACCAGAUGUCAAAGAGGAAAACAGCUACCAGACUUUUAGAAGACAUCCGAAGGCAGCCCUGUUUAGGGAAGCUUUUAAUGUUUAAUAGGUUAUUGUAUUUUAGUGUUCUGUUGGAAGUCGCCCAGAGUGGCUGGGGAAACCCAGCCAGAUUUGCGGGAUAUAAAUAAUAAAUUAUUAUUAUUAUUGUCCUCUGGGUGAAUCGUAGAAUCGUAGAAUUGGAAGGGACCCCAAGUUUCAUCUAGUCCAACCCCCUGCAAUGCAGGAAUCUCAACCAAAAUAUGCAUUCACUGUCAAGGGCAGUGUAGGUAGAGACAGUGUCUGCCUUACUUUGCUCAUAUCUUCUUUUUUAAAAAAUGAACUUUAUUAUACAUCAGUUAAGAUCAGUUUAGGUAAAGUUAAAGGGACCCCUGACCAUUAGGUCCAGUCGCAGACGACUUUGGGGUUGUGGCACUCAUCUCGCUUUACUGGCCGAGGGAGCCGGCGUACAGCUUCCUUCCCGGUCAUGUGGCCAGCAGGACUAAGCCGCUUCUGGCGAACCAGAGCAGCGCAUGGAAACACCAUUUACCUUCCCACCAAAGUGGUACCUAUUUAUCUACUUGCACUUUUUGGUGUGCUUUCAAACUGCUAGGUUGGCAUGAGCAGGGACCGAGCAAUGGGAGCUCACCCCGUCGCGGGGAUUCGAACCGCUGACCUUCCGAUCAGCAAGCCCUAGGCUCUGUGGUUUAAGUUUACAUAUUAGUAAUAACAUUCAACUUAAACAGUACAAACAAUACAUCCAAUACACACUACACAUAUUACAACAUAAACACGCCACACACACCAUUGGCACUAACUUCCGAUUCCUUUCAUUGUGCUAUUUUAUGUUUUGUUAAUCUAGACACAUUUCAUUAUCAUUAUUUUAGUUUCCAUGUCUUCCAACUGAUUUUAUUAUAUACUUUCUUUAUAUUCUAUGGUUCAUUCUAUGUCUGCCAGGAGGUUAGCAUUAUCACAGUAAUUUCUAAUGUAUUCGUUUUAAAAUUAUCCAAUCUUUAUUAACUUUUUGUAUUGAGUUUCUUCUUAUUCUGCCUGUCAUCUUUGCGAGUUGUAAACAUCCAAUCAUUUUCACUCACCAGUCCGUUUCGGCGGGGAUGUUGUCACUUUUCCGGUUCUUAGCUAUUAGAAUCCUAGCUGCUGUGGUUACGUACAUGAAAAGGGGUAUCAGAUUUUACUUUAUUUCAGUGGGCAUUAUCCCUAACAGGAAGUUUUUUGGGGGGAAUGAAAAUUUAAGAAUCUUCUUAAGUUCAUUAUAUAUGGCAUCCCGAAAUCCUCUUAUUCUUUCACACUCCCACCACAUGUGCAUAAAUGUACCUUUGCUCAUAUCUUCCAGAUUUUGCAAAAUUUCACAUUGCACCAUGCUCAGAAAAGAUGAGGUACAUGUGCAAGAUGACGUUCGGGUGAAAGCAGCUGUCUGACUGUGUCUGCAAAGGACCCCUGGCAGCAGAAAAGCAAAAGAGCUCUUGGACAAGAAAACCGGCAAAGAAUGGCCCCUUCCCAACUCCAGCACACCAGGCCCCUCUCCUUAUCAUCAUGGGGGUUGUGGUGAGGCAAACUGGCUCCUGCUGAACC